UAAAUUAACAACAAGAUUAAUUGAUUAAUUUGUGUCUUGUGUCAUUUUUUGUCGCUCCGUGUAAAGGAACAUAUCUUUUUUAUGGCCGCUGGAUUUCUUGUUUAUUUGACGUUCUUUCAUUUUCCGUUGCCAAAGGAGGGGAUUUACGCAAAUACAUCACAUUAAUUAAUUACAUAGAGUUUUAAUUAAACUGUAAUACAACGUUAUCAAUCUGGAAGUCUUACAAGUGACCCGUGGGGACGCCGAGAUGACGUCUGUGGCCAGAAGGAGAGACCCUGAUGAUUCUGGAGAGUAUUCCGACACCUCGCAAGAUAUCGAGCAUAAUAACUCUGGAAAUGAAGGGGGCCAGCAUGAGUCCGAUUACGACUCUCAGAGAAGUGAUUCAGAGAGGUCUGAAGGUGAUCCAGAGAGAGAGAAGCAGGAGGCAGAAAGACGAGUAGAUGAUGAUGAGGACCGAAGCAACCCUCAAUAUAUUCCUAAGAGGGGGACAUUUUAUGAGCACGAUGAUCGAACUGCAGAUGGCGGCGAAGAAUCGAAUAAAGCGACCUCGGAGCCGGCGUCAGAGAAGAAAGAGGGAAGCGAGACACCCGCCGACCGGCGCCGCCCGCCGCGCAAGUCCGACACGCUCAACAAGUGGUCGCACGACAAAUACAACGAGAACGAACAGGUACCAAAGUCCCGUGACGAACUGGUCGCUAUAUACGGGUACGAUAUUAGGAACGAAGACGCACCGCCGCACGCCAGGCGAAACAGGCGCUAUGGUCGCGGACCGAACAAGUAUACACGCACUUGGGAAGACGAGGAGGCGUACAAGAGGCAGGUAGCGCAAACUCCGCAAAGGAAACCACCCAGUCCGGCUGACUUCCCGGAGCUCAAUGCUGUCAAUAAACCUGGCAGAAAACCUCGUCCUCGUCAAAGGUCGAAGUCACAGCCAGCAUCCAAUGAUUCAUCUGAAAGUGGUUCGCAGUUGCGAAGAAAUGCCUCGAUAAAGAUGUCGAAUCCUAAGCAGAAGCCUGUUAAGCCGAAUUUGGUAAAACCUGGGCUGAAGCAAGGGGUCAACUUGGACAGAAGCAAGGACAAGAUACAGAUACCAGAGAAUCUCACUAUCACCACCACUGUUACAAACAAUAAUCAAGGUCAACCCCAGAGGAAGGUGAAUGCAGCGGUAGCUCAACAACGCCCGGUGCCCACAGAGCAGAAUAAGAAGAAACCGAUUGUGACACAGCCACCGCUCCAGAGUAACGCGGCAAAACAGCCGCCGCAACAACAACAACAACAACAGAAACCGCCAUCACAACAACUUGCACAACAACAGCCACAACAACCGCAGAAACAGGCGACGGCCGGUGCAGAAUCACGCGGUGGCAGCAAGCGUUACAGCGAUCUUCGCCAGAGGCCGCUAGCGGAGACGUACGCGCCACAACAGAAAGCGCCUCAACAACAAAAGCCUCCAACACAAACGCAACAGACACCGCCACCGCAACAACAACCGACGCAACCGCCACCGCAACAACAACAGCAACAGACGCAACCGCCGCCGCAACAACAACAACAACCCCAACAACAUAGAUAUCAUGGUGAGUUUGUCGGCGGAACCCAGCCGCAGCCGCACCAAGGUAGUCCGGGACCACAGACUAUGCACCCACAACAGAUCAUGCGCCCGGUACACAGGAACGCAGUAACGCAACCGCAACACGGGCCGUCGCCGCCGCACCAGACCUUGCAGCAACCGCAGCACGCACAACAGCAAGUUAGACUCGGCAUUCUGGAGCAGCAGCAAAUAGUUCAGCAUCCGCACCACACAAUGCACAAUAUGCCUCAACCGCACGCUAUAGGACAAUUACAACCUGCUCAGGGAUAUGCGCCGCCGGCCAUGAUGCCGGCACAAUAUAUGCAGCAAGGAGGUAGCGGCGGAGUGUUUGGGGCUACCCCCAUGUACCAGCCGCCGGCGGCGUAUCCACACCAGCUCUACCAGCACCAUAACUAUGUGAGCGCGGCGCAGGGCACGCAGGCGGGCGGCGUGACGUACUACAGCUGCGCCGAGCAGGAGCUGCCGCCGAGACAGCCGCGCCGCCCCACCGCCGCCAUACCGAUCGUUCGGCCUGCGCACCCUGAAAGGCCGGCAAAUUCCUCUGAAAAGGACAACAUAGACCGAAUUGUAGAAAACAUGUUUGUAAGGAAACCCUGGCCCGCGCACGGUGUUGAUGCACCGAAAGAUAAGGCGCAAGACAACAGAAAUUCCCAAGAGCCACAAAGUAAAGAGCCAUCCCAACCUAACAGCCUAACCUCGAGCUCAAUAUCAACAGACUCAAAGCCGGAGAAAACGGAGAAAACUGAGAGAACGGAGAGUGAGAACCCUGACAGCGCAGAAGCCUGACGCGUAAUGUAUGAGUAUUACAACAGGAGAUAAUUUCUUAUACGCCGUGCGAGUGAACGACAACUUAGUUAGCAUUGACAAUUUUGUUAUCAUUGACAAUUUUGCUAUCGUUGACAAUUUUGUUUUGUUGACAA
Messenger RNA from Bicyclus anynana (squinting bush brown), 2511 nucleotides. It is a transcript of the gene btz, whose product is annotated as putative mediator of RNA polymerase II transcription subunit 12. The transcript has 18 exons. Bases 248 to 2377 code for a protein of 709 amino acids. The record is from RefSeq and is a predicted model, not a curated record. Gene Ontology annotation, cellular component: exon-exon junction complex. NCBI's taxonomy places the organism in Eukaryota, Metazoa, Arthropoda, Insecta, Lepidoptera, Nymphalidae. Gene Ontology annotation, biological process: mRNA processing. Gene Ontology annotation, molecular function: mRNA binding.